Molecule: messenger RNA, 1146 nt
Organism: Trichoderma citrinoviride
Lineage: Eukaryota; Fungi; Ascomycota; Sordariomycetes; Hypocreales; Hypocreaceae
Exons: 2
Coding region: 1-1146 (381 amino acids)
Source: RefSeq, a predicted model, not a curated record
AUGCCCAACUCUAGUUUGUCCUCUUUGUCCCCUCAAGUCACAAACAUCAACGACGUACUCAAAGCUCUUUUACAAACCAGCGAGCCCUCUGAUUCCAAAUUCAAUGCUUUUCGACAGUUUUAUCAUGAGAUCACGCGCCUUGCGUACGCUCCCACGGGGGCUACAAGUGGCGACAUUACAAUCUCAAUCAAUCCUUCAGGCACAUCAUCUCACGCCGCUGUUCUUCGAUCUGUAUCCAAGUUGAAGUCUCAAUGUAGUGAAAACUUUACCCUUGGAGAAUUUCAGCAGGAUGCAUUUGCGGAUUAUCAUCCCAGAGACAAGGACAGGACAACAAGAGUCGCCGUACAGCUGGCCUUCAUGAUCGACCCCUCCUCAAAAGACGAUUUCCCCAUGGCCUACGGGAUCGAGAGCGAACAUGUGUUUCCCGUUAAGUGGCUGCCCAGCCAGACGUUUGUCGAGUUCUUCCAGUCUGCCUUCCCUGCCGACCCUAUGGAAUUCUGGCAUUCCUCGAUAAGAAAGCAUACCUUAAGGGCAUGGAAGCUGAAUCGGCGGCUAGGAAUCCAGAUCCGCCCGACCAACGACCUGGCAGAACAUCUUGUGUAUAACCCUACGACGAAAACCUUGGCUGUUUUUCAUCAAGUAGAGUGGCUCAAGUGCCAGGUUCGACGUACAUUGGAAAGAAGUCUAGAAGAGAGCAUAGAGAUGAGUUCCACAAACGGAACUCUGCCUCCUCAGCUUCUAGUCGAGACUCUCUAUUCGAUCUAUUAUAUACUCUUCCCAAUCGCCACAAACAAGAAAUCAGCCAAAUUUGCAAAGAAGCUUACACAAGCGAAGAGAGACACAGAUUUGUCCCGAUCUUCCGAUUCCAUCUUUGACCCCAAUCUGGUGGUGUACGAUGGACUGAUUCGCCCGUUGCCGGGGAACUUCAAAUUCGUCUACUGGACAAAGAGACUAAGAGCUCUACAGACAGUUGUAGACAAGCCGCCACCCUCGAACAAGAUCAUUUCGUGGUUCGAGAGGCAUACUUCAGAGAGAAACGCGCUGACGGUUGCAAUUCUUGGUCUGUUUCUCACGGCUCUGUUUGGGUUGUUGAGUUUCCUGGUGGGAGUUGCUCAGCUUGUUGUGUCAUUAAAAAUGGCGCCAUAG